AUGUCGUCCAAAGACGAACCUUCACCCUCUUCCUCUCCCGCACCAACCAAACGCGGCCCUUGGGACGAGAAGACGAGUGAGAAGUUUGAGGGUAAAAGCUUCUCAAAGUUCUUCGACCCGUGUCAGGAAGCCGCAGACAGGAGUCUGAAGUGCUUGCACCGGAACGGCGGGGAUCGGGACAUGUGUACUGAUUACUUCCAGGCAUAUCGAGAUUGCAAAAAGCAAUGGGUAAGUCGUGGAAUCUUUCCUCCAUGGGCU
This is a messenger RNA of Lachnellula hyalina, 258 nucleotides long. RefSeq names its product Cytochrome c oxidase-assembly factor cox-23, mitochondrial (gene cox-23). NCBI's taxonomy places the organism in Eukaryota, Fungi, Ascomycota, Leotiomycetes, Helotiales, Lachnaceae. The annotation marks the transcript as partial. The transcript is spliced from 3 exons. The record is from RefSeq and is a predicted model, not a curated record.